Messenger RNA from Trematomus bernacchii (emerald rockcod), 3117 nucleotides. RefSeq names its product zinc finger protein Xfin-like. Gene Ontology annotation, biological process: regulation of DNA-templated transcription. The transcript is spliced from 4 exons. The coding region runs from base 183 to 2552 and encodes 789 amino acids. Lineage: Eukaryota; Metazoa; Chordata; Actinopteri; Perciformes; Nototheniidae. The record is from RefSeq and is a predicted model, not a curated record. Gene Ontology annotation, molecular function: RNA polymerase II cis-regulatory region sequence-specific DNA binding; DNA-binding transcription factor activity, RNA polymerase II-specific.
AGCAAUUAGCUGCUGCUGUUAGCUGCACAUUUAAACCCUAAAUAGCUGCCGUUUAUAUACGGUUAUCUGCUUCAGAAAUGGCCUGUUUCGGUUAGCCAUCCCGACCUAAUUACACUCACUUCUCUUGUUUCAACUUCAGGCUUCCCGGACACUUUGUCGGCUUGUUUUCUUUUUAAAUCACAAUGUUUACUAGCGUUGCUCUUCGGGCUCAGCUUGCCUCCAUAAUCGAUGUCUUGUCCAAAGCAGCCGUGGCAGAGAUCUCCAAAGUGGUGGAGGAUGACAUGGUGGUGGUGAGGCUGGAAAUGUGUCAGCGGGAAAAUGAGAUCAAGAAGCUGAAGAGCAACAUCCAGGUUCUGCACAGCGAGCUGAGGACCAUGCAGGGGUGUGUGACCCAGAGACAUGACACCCUGCAGGGGAGUGUGACCCAGAGACAUGACACCCUGCAGGGGAGUGUGACCCUGAGACCUGACACCCUGAGACAUGACACCCUGAGAGGAGACACCCAGAGAGGAGAGGACAGUCAUCAUAACACUGGUGAUGAGAGGACGUUGCUUGAAGAGGGGAACGCUCAUAAGGACCAGAACAGCCCGUCUUCACCUGAAGUGGUGCAGGUGAAAUGUGAACCAGUAAAUGAAGGAGCUGGAGGACAUCCUGAGCCUCUGAAAGGAGAACCAGCUGUGUUUGAAAGGGACAGUGCACCGUGGAGGCCGACAACACAAACAGGUUGCAACAACUCCGAUUAUUUGAACUCCUUACUGUGUAUCCCCGGAUCUUCUGUGGCGCCCGGCAGCAGCAGCUCGGGGGGGUUUCAGCAGAGCCCGUUCCUCCGCGGGCUGCAGAGUUACGGUCAGUAUCGAAACUCGUUCAACACCAUGAGGAGGAGGACGGGGAAGAGGAUGGUACUCAAGAAAGGCUUCAUCUGCUCGUACUGCGGGAAAAACUUUGAGCGGUCGGGACACCUGGAGAGACACAAGAGGAUUCACACGGGCGAGAAACCGUACCACUGCGAGGUCUGCGGGAGGAGGUUCAACCAGAAGUGCAGCCUGAAGGAGCACAUGAAGAUCCAUAGGAGAUGUAUUCUGCCGACACCAGAGGAGAUCGAUGUGAAGGAACACAAGCAGAUUCCUGUGGUGAACCCAUGUGCUGAUCCUCUUCAAACCAAAGACGAGAUCCAGGUGACAUCUGAAAAUGUCCUACCUAAGAACGAGGACAUUCUCACAACACCUGUCAAAUCUGAGCCUGCAGAGGAGCACACAGCACAAACACUGUUUCUUCAUGGAGGAAACGAGAGGACGAGGGAAGGAGGAGACGACCUCAGUGAGAACUUCUCAGCUUUUGAGAGGGAGAGCCAGCAGUGGAUGUCCAGCAGCGCAGAGAUCAGCAGCUCCGAGUAUCACAGCAUGACUUCCUUCCCAGGGUUAGCUCAGUUACUGCCUCCACCCGUCGAGGCGUCUUGCAGCUCCUUCUCCUUUCCAGGGAAGCCGUAUGGAGAACUCAAGAACAACAUGGUGUCCCAAACACCUUACGCCUCCUCAGACUCGCUCAUGAUUCCAGGGGAAGGAGGGAUGCAUGGAGCCGCGCUGAAUCACCAGAGAGGAAGCCGGCUGUUUCAGGUGAUCAAACCAAAGAAGUGCUUCGUCUGCUCGUACUGCGGGAAGGACUUCGAGCGCGUCGGCCAUCUUGACAGACAUUUACGGAUUCACACCGGGGAGAAGCCGUACGGGUGCCAGAUCUGCGGGAGGUGCUUCAAUCAGAAGAGCAGCCUGAAGGGCCACAUGAAGACGCACAGGAACGGGGAGAGCUCAGACAUGCUGGAGCCACAUCACCUGAUGCUCACGAUGCCUGACAAUCAGCCGCUGAAGAACCUCGCAGAACCGAGAACCGGCCCGGCAGAACCAGAGGAACAAGAGCCGAUCAUCACGUACAGAGAGGCAGCCGGAGAGCAAACUGUGACGGUGAAGCUGGAGCCCAACGGGGAGGAUUAUCACCCUCUGAGUCAGGCAGGCAGUCACAACAGCACCGGAGCAACAGAGCAGAGCCAGCUGUGGACAUCUGGGAUGGAGCAGAGCAGUGAUGAGGAACAAACUGUGUGUGUACUUCUGCGUGACAAGUAUCACCUCAGUCCUGAGCAGCAGGAAUACACUCCACAAAUCAAUGAUCUGCCUUUUCUAGGCGCCAAAGAGAAGGGAGAGAUGAUGCACAAUGAUCAGUAUUCAAUGAUGCAUUCAAGGAACACUAACAUGACUUUAGCUCCAGAGCUGCAGGAUCAACACGUUGAUCAAGAGGCUGUGAGUGAGUACACAGCCGUGAGGGACAGGGCUCAGGAGGGAGGUGUGUUUGAGUUUAAUAUCUCAGAUAACUGUGGCGGAGACACGACCAGACAAAACUGCUUUAUAUGCUCCAGCUGUGGGCAGAGCUUUGAUAGUUUCAGUCUGUUUCAGAGACACCCGUGUCAAAGUGCCACAGAGCAACCCUUCAGCUGCAACAUAUGUGGUAAAGUUUUCAAUCAGAUGAGCGUCCUGAAACUGCACCUGAAACUACAUGUAGAAUAACUUAUAGUGUACACAACAAGCUUCAUCACAUUCAUACGUAACAAAUGGCACAAAUUAGUAGGGCUGCCCCCGACUAAAGAUUUUUCUAGUUGACCAAUUAUUAAUUAUAAUAUUAAAGAUAUUAUUCAUAUCUGAAUAUCACAACCCAAUGCAAACUGAAAAUAUGAGCGUCGGCAAAAAUCCCUCAUCAUGAAGUGAAAGCUUUAUCGUUUUCUGAGGUCAAUGAUUAUAUAAAUAGGUCUAUAUAUUAUGUUGAUAUACAAACAACUAUCAUUUAAAAAGGACAGUAUGAUGUGUGCCUACUUUUUUCUACAUGGUAAUGAAAUCCCUAACCCGUCCACUGCACUGUUACUCUUUUUAUUGAAGUUUAAAGAGUGUUUACCGAUCAAUAUUUGUCAAUCCGACUGCCAAUUGUAUGAUUUCUGUAUCACUCAAGCACAUUAUACAGGCUGUUAGAACACGUUUGAAAAGAUAAAUAUGUAAUGUAUUUUUUGUUAUACAUUUCAAUCGAAGUGUGGAGUCUGGCACUCUAGUUAUUUUGAUGUUGAGCAGUGGAAAUAAAGGA